Molecule: messenger RNA, 2288 nt
Organism: Prosopis cineraria
Lineage: Eukaryota; Viridiplantae; Streptophyta; Magnoliopsida; Fabales; Fabaceae
Product: bifunctional riboflavin biosynthesis protein RIBA 1, chloroplastic-like
Exons: 7
Coding region: 215-1849 (544 amino acids)
Biological process (GO): riboflavin biosynthetic process
Cellular component (GO): chloroplast
Molecular function (GO): 3,4-dihydroxy-2-butanone-4-phosphate synthase activity; GTP cyclohydrolase II activity
Source: RefSeq, a predicted model, not a curated record
UUCUUCAUUUUUUCCAUUCAUUUUCAUUAUUGAAAGGCUCUCUUCUCAAACGGAUCCGAAGGAAACGGACACAUAAAUUCGGUCAGUGACACAGAAACGAACGGGAGCGAGGGAGUCUUAACUCUUCUUAUCAACCGUCUGUAGCAGAACCUUAGCGAAGCAACCCUUGAUUCAGCCUCAAGCAUUCAAGGGAAUCCUCAGGCUUCAGCAAACAAUGGCGUCUCUCAAUUUCUCCUAUUCUUCUCCAGCAUCUCUCUCGCGUCCUAGUGUUCUAUGCAGGGCAUGCCAACAUUUAAAAUUGUUCAAUGGGUUGCAUUCUAUUCAAGGACUUGCAUCUGAUUUGGCAAUUGUUCGAUUAAAUUCUAAAUUCUUGCCAAGUGUCAGGAGUGUUGGUAAAAUCAAGGCAACUCUGAUAUCUGGAGGAGACGACAUUGUUUUAAAUUCAAAUGGAAAUAAUGUCGAGAAACAAGCAAUUGGACAUGGAAUACAAGCAACUAAUACAGUGGCAACAAGCAUGGGUUUUCCUGUUGAUAAUGAUGAAUUUGAUUUGCCCACAGAAGGUUUUGCUUCAAUCCCUGAGGCUAUUGAGGAUAUUCGCCAGGGAAAGAUGGUAUUGGUUGUAGAUGAUGAGGACAGGGAAAAUGAAGGAGACUUGAUAAUGGCAGCACAAUUGGCAACACCUGAGGCUAUGGCUUUUAUUGUGAAGCAUGGAACUGGGAUAGUUUGUGUAAGCAUGAAAGAGGAAGAUCUGGAGAGAUUGGAACUUCCUUUGAUGGUAGACAGUAAGGAUAAUGAUGAGAAACUUCGUACUGCAUUCACUGUGACAGUGGAUGCUAAACAAGGUACCACCACAGGGGUGUCAGCAAGGGAUAGGGCAACAACAGUCUUGGCUCUUGCAUCCAAAGAUUCAAAACCAUCUGAUUUUAAUCGUCCAGGCCAUAUAUUUCCAUUAAAAUACCGGGAAGGUGGAGUCUUGAAGAGAGCUGGACAUACAGAAGCGUCAGUUGAUCUUGCCAUACUUGCAGGUUUGGAACCUGCGGCAGUUCUAUGUGAAGUUGUAGAUGAUGAUGGUUCCAUGGCUAGACUGCCAAAGCUUCGCCAGUUUGCAGAGCAUGAAAACUUGAAAAUAAUUUCUAUCGCUGACUUAAUAAGAUAUAGAAGGAAGAGAGAUAAAUUAGUAGUUCUUGCUGGUGCUGCGCAAAUACCUACAAUGUGGGGCCCGUUCACUGCUUACUGUUACAGAUCACUUUUAGAUGGGAUGGAACAUAUUGCAAUGGUUAAGGGUGACAUUGGGGAUGGAAAAGAUGUUCUCGUGAGGGUGCACUCUGAAUGUCUCACUGGAGACAUAUUUGGAUCUGCCAGAUGCGACUGCGGGAAUCAGCUUGGGCUUGCGAUGCAGCAGAUUGAGGCUGCUGGCAGGGGUGUCCUGGUAUAUCUUCGAGGACACGAAGGAAGAGGCAUCGGGCUCGGCCACAAGCUUCGUGCAUAUAACUUACAGGAUGAUGGACGGGAUACUGUAGAAGCCAAUGAGGAGUUGGGGCUGCCUGUUGACUCGAGAGAAUACGGCAUUGGUGCACAGAUGUUGAGGGACUUGGGUGUUCGAUCGAUGAAGCUGAUGACAAACAAUCCGGCAAAAUAUGUUGGGCUUAAAGGUUAUGGUUUGACAAUUUCUGGUAGGAUCCCGUUAGUAACCCUUAUCACAAAGGAGAACCGGAGGUAUUUGGAGACCAAACGUGCCAAGAUGGGCCACAUUUAUGGCUUGGAAUUUCACAACCAGUUGAGCAGUUAUGCCACUGGAAAUGGUAAAGCCAAUGCUGGUGAUUCAAAUAAUGCUGUUCCUGGUUCAUGAUCUUCCUGCUUUGCAAAUUUUCCGAGAAUGAGAGCUUACGAGAGAGAUUUAUUUACCAUAUUUAGAAAACUUAGGUGAAAUGUUUCUGAUGUUCACUAUCAAGUUCUUAUAUAAGAACAUGAUAGGUGGACAAUUUCAUGUAAUUUUUUUAUUUGAAAGAAUUGAUAGCAAAUGCUUGGAAGUUUAAAUAGGUGAAUUCAUCAAGUGAGAGAAACAUGAUUCUACUGGUGGUUUGAUUUGUCUAUCUUUUUUCUUGGUCCUUCCUCAAGCCAAGCUUAGCUUGUGUUUGUACGUGAGCUUGAAAAUGUGUGUUUGUGAGAGUGUGUUGCAUAUUGUUGGUGGUGGUGUUGCCUGUCGCUGCCGCCUUUAUGAGUUGUAAAAAUUGCAUUCUUUGUGGGCAACACUUCUUUUUAUGUAUGAAUUGUUUUUCUUGUUUUUC